Alternaria atra is the source of this 1683-nucleotide messenger RNA. RefSeq lists its product as uncharacterized. Gene Ontology annotation, molecular function: protein binding. NCBI's taxonomy places the organism in Eukaryota, Fungi, Ascomycota, Dothideomycetes, Pleosporales, Pleosporaceae. The transcript has a single exon. The coding region runs from base 1 to 1683 and encodes 560 amino acids. The record is from RefSeq and is a predicted model, not a curated record.
AUGGCAUCCUUUUCCCUCCUACCCACUGAGCUCGUUGAAUGCAUUGUAUCAUACCUUCCCCAACACGACAUAUAUGCUGUAUGCAGACUCAACAAAGCACUCUCCAAUCUAGCUACACCUUUCUUGUACCGCCAUGUUGAUCUGUUCAUCCCGCCCGAGAGCAAACUACCCAGGAUCGAUCGCUUCUGCCUAAAUAUUAUCAAUGACAACCGUAAAGCCAACAAUGUCGAGUCGAUACGCCUGGGACUAUCACCUAGCAGAAAUGUUCGACAAGGUCAGCGGUGGUUGCCACCAGACAAAAACUUCGACGAUCAGUUGAUGUUUCGGAAAGCCAUGACCGCAUUGAGUGAUGAGACGCUGGUUGCUGCGGGGGAUUAUCUAAGAGAUGCAAUCAGUAUGCGCGAGUACUCUGCCUACGCAGCCCUCAUUUUGCUUGUCCUCCCAACCCUUCGCCGACUUGACGUAGCAGACUACAAGUCCGCAACAUUCGACCACCUGCACAACAUCCUCCGUAACCUCGACCCCGGAACUGUCUGGAACCGACGCUACCCUUCACGAGUUCUUCUCGACCGUCUAUCAUCCAUCAAACAAGUGUCCCUCAUGUUCGACCGCAUAACCGGCGUUGCGUAUCCUGGAGACAACAACCGUGAACCACUCGACCACUUCCUAAACAUCCCAAGUAUCGAAAUACUUGAACUCUUUAGUGUUGGCGGCAGACAAAAUCAAGAUCCAAUUGCUGCACAUCUCACAUAUCCAUUAGUACGUCAUCUGAGGGCUACUAACAUCACAGCAUUAGUAUUCCGACAAUCGGGCGCAUUCACGUCGGCUUUGCAUUCCUUACUACAAUGCACGCCCAAACUACGAUCCCUCACCUACGACUUCUUCUUCCACAGCCCCUUACCAUCAAACUAUCGAGGUCACCUCCUCAUGCUAGACGCCUGGAACGAGUACCUGCGUCCACUCGCCCCAACCCUAGAAGUCCUCGUCUUCAGCGCAGAAUACUGCGACACAUCCGCCUACUUCUUCGCACAACCCCACAUCGGCGAGAAACUCCACGGCUACCUUGAUCUCACCCCCUUCACCGCACUGCACACGUUAGAAGUCCCCUUCCCCUUUCUAACCGGAGACGUCGACUUCUCCAUCACCAAAGAAAUCCACCCUUUAUUCCCUCCAAAUCUGCGCCAUCUCACACUACGACCUGACCUCUCGCACGCCCAUCUCCCUUUUCCAUUCGACUCCUCCAUCCUUACCCAAGGUCUCACAUUUGCAGAAUCAAAACUAGAAGCGCAAUACCUAAUGAACGCACGCAUGGACGUAUCCUACAUGUUCCAAGCCUCCCUCACUCUCCUCGAUUUCGCCAAUCCCACUACCCUCGAAUCAAUUUCUGUGUGGCAGCCUGCCGAUGCAUCACUCGAGUGGUUCGAUGGCCAGAUUAAAGACUUUUCGACGACGUGUCGAAAUAAGGGUAUUACGGGCAGGAUUCUGGAACCCAUGUUGCUUAGGUGGAAGAAGGCAGAGCAUUGGGAUUUGAUCAAGGAAGUUACGGUUUUUGAAAGGAAGGAGCCGGGGUGGGGGUGCGUGGAGAGGUUUUGGAGGGGCGAGUGGGAGGGGAGGCCGGUCGGGUUGGGCCUUCAGUUUCAUUUGGAGGCGUUGGAGAAGGGGAGGGUUAGACUGGGGAGAUAG